Seminavis robusta is the source of this 561-nucleotide messenger RNA. Lineage: Eukaryota; Bacillariophyta; Bacillariophyceae; Naviculales; Naviculaceae. The record is from the annotation of a GenBank genome assembly.
AUGACGAAUACUACCACCACUUUUGAUUUCGAGCUCCCCUUCUUCUUUGACACCAGGACUUUGGAAACUGAUUACUACAUUGGAUUGGCUAAUGAGUUGGCAGACUGGAAAAGCAUUCCCUGGCGCAUUGAAAUGAAGGAUGUGGUCUAUGCGUUGACCAACUUUUAUGGUGCUUAUGUGUUUUUCUAUCAAUACCAACCACAGGGUUUGCUGAAGCAACUCAUGGCUUAUGCCUGUGCGAUUGGUCAGCUCGGUGGGAUCAUGUGGCACUUGACCAGUGAAUCCAUUGAUGACUUGGUGUUUGUUCAAAUGACAGUCUUUCCAAUUGUCUUCUUUCUCUUUGAUGCCCUCUUGACAAGCCCAAAGCCUCAAAAAUACCUCCUUCUUUUGACCAACUUGUUGCUGUAUGUAGUGGAUAUGCAAAGUCCACCAUCCAGUGAACCAGGAUUUCACACCGUUCACAUUGCAACCCACCUCAUCAAGACUGUUUGGCACUACCAAUUGAUCGGACUCCAGGAUGCGCGUCCGCUGGGAACUGCUGGUGGCAAGAAAAGGAUUUAG